CCUCCGUGUGUGUGUGUGUUGUCGCCAUGAGAGUGUAUCAUUUUUGCUGUGGUACUGCCACCUUCUUCCUUUGUGGUACUGCUACUCCAGCGGUCUCUCUCUCUCUCUCUCUCUCUCUCUCUGUAUAUAGGCCUCCCUUCCUCAUCACCUCGAGCUUCACCACCUAUAUACAAAGCGAGCGAGAGAGGCAGGAAACCAGUCGAUCGGUCCAUGGGGAACGCGGGGAGCAACGGCGGGGAGAAGGCGAUCGCGAGGGAGAUGGUGCUCAAGGUGGCCAUGCACUGCCGCUGCGAGGGGUGCACGCCCAAGGUGCGCUCCGCCGUGAGGAGCCUCACGCUGGCACGCGGCGUCGUGAAGGUGCUGGACCAGUCGGCGACGGAGGCCACCGAGGAGGUGAGGCUGCUGGCCACGGCGGACCCCGAGCGCCUCCGCAGGAGCCUCCACGAGGCCACCGGCAAGAAGAAGGUCGAUCUCGUCCUCAUCCCGCCCAACCCUGUCAAGCCUGGGCUCGUCGACGCCGCCCCCGACCCGCAGCGCCAGCCGCGGCCACCGGUCCUUCGUGAGCACGGCGGCAAUGGCAAGAGGAACCACCACCAGCAGCUGGAUCUCGGGGCGUACCCGUGCCCGCCCGCGUCCUACCACCCGGGCCAGCUGCCGGCCCCUCCUUCCGGAAUGUACGACGCGUACCCCGCCCCGGCGCCGUUCCCACCUGGGUAUUACUACUGCCCUCCCAGCGCGCCGCCGUGCCCCGCCGGCCACGGCUACUACUGAUCGAUGGAGCGGCCGAGCAGAGCUGGUCGCGCGAGCCGGAGACGAGCGCGUACGUACGCCAGACCACAUCACAGUCGAUGCUAUAUUUGUGAGAUCAAUCGUCUGAGACUUAAUGAAGUCUUAGUUGAUACUAUAUUUGUGAGAUCUUAAAUGAAUGAUCUAGCCAACUUAUAUAAAAAAUUAUUUCUUUUUUUA
This is a messenger RNA of Triticum aestivum (bread wheat), 966 nucleotides long. RefSeq lists its product as uncharacterized. The transcript has a single exon. Gene Ontology annotation, molecular function: metal ion binding. The record is from RefSeq and is a predicted model, not a curated record. Bases 211 to 771 code for a protein of 186 amino acids. Lineage: Eukaryota; Viridiplantae; Streptophyta; Magnoliopsida; Poales; Poaceae.